This is a messenger RNA of Lachnellula hyalina, 1083 nucleotides long. RefSeq names its product Replication factor C subunit (gene B14D6.460). Gene Ontology annotation, molecular function: DNA binding; DNA clamp loader activity. The record is from RefSeq and is a predicted model, not a curated record. The transcript has 2 exons. NCBI's taxonomy places the organism in Eukaryota, Fungi, Ascomycota, Leotiomycetes, Helotiales, Lachnaceae. Gene Ontology annotation, biological process: DNA-templated DNA replication; DNA repair. Gene Ontology annotation, cellular component: nucleus; Rad17 RFC-like complex; Ctf18 RFC-like complex. The coding region runs from base 1 to 1083 and encodes 360 amino acids.
AUGGCGCUUCUCGUAGACAAACACCGUCCGAGGUCUCUCGAUCAAUUAACCUACCACAAAGAUCUCUCUGAACGCCUUCGCUCCCUCUCUACGGCCCUUCUGGCGCAGGAAAAAAAAACACGCAUCGUCGCAACCCUAAAAGAACUCUACGGUCCCGGCGUCGAGAAAAUCAAAAUCGAUUCCCGCGUCUUCCAAACGACCAGUAACCGAAAACUAGAAUUCAACAUUGUAGCUUCAGUCUACCAUCUCGAGAUCACCCCUUCGGAUGUGGGGAACUAUGAUCGUGUAGUGGUGCAGGAUCUGUUGAAAGAAGUAGCGCAGACGCAGCAGGUGGAUCAGAACGCGAAGCAGAAGUUCAAGGUGGUGGUUAUCAAUGAGGCGGAUCAUUUGACGCGGGAUGCACAGGCUGCACUCAGAAGAACGAUGGAGAAAUACAGUCCUAAUCUACGCCUAAUCCUGCUUGCGAACAGCACGGCCAAUAUCAUUGCGCCGAUCAGGAGUCGGACACUCUUGGUUCGGGUCCCUGCUCCAACGGAAGUGGAGAUUUGUGAGGUGUUGGCGAAGAGUGGGAAGAAGGAGGGGUGGCCAGCUGCAAGGGAGUUGGAGAAGAGGGUUGCGGCGGAGAGUGGGAGGAAUUUGAGGAGGGCGUUGUUGAUGUUCGAGGCGGUUCAUGCGCAGAAGUAUGCCACCUUGCACAAUCUUCUAUACAUUGGUCAAUUACUAACCUUCUACAGCGAGAGAGUAUCAGAUACAACCCCAAUCCCACCGCCUGAUUGGGAAGCACUCAUAAGUACAGUUGCCAACGACAUCAACACCGAACACACACCCGCCCAGAUACUCAAAGUCCGCGCCAAACUCUACGAUCUGCUCACACACUGCAUUCCCCCAACUACAAUUCUCAAGACUCUCACAUUCAAAUUGGUUCCCUUGGUGGACGAUGCGUUGAAGGCGGAUGUGGUUAAGUGGGCUGCGUUUUAUGAGCAUCGGAUUCGGAAUGGGACCAAGGUGAUUUUUCAUCUGGAGGCUUUUGUGGCUAAGUUUAUGAGACUGUGUGAAGAGCAUGAUAUGGGUAUGGACUUUUAA